Ailuropoda melanoleuca (giant panda) is the source of this 8307-nucleotide messenger RNA. RefSeq names its product BCL11 transcription factor B (gene BCL11B). Gene Ontology annotation, cellular component: nucleus. Lineage: Eukaryota; Metazoa; Chordata; Mammalia; Carnivora; Ursidae. Gene Ontology annotation, molecular function: DNA-binding transcription factor activity; RNA polymerase II cis-regulatory region sequence-specific DNA binding. Gene Ontology annotation, biological process: positive regulation of transcription by RNA polymerase II. The record is from RefSeq and is a predicted model, not a curated record.
UCCCAUUGUACAGAGGCAGCCCCAGCCAUAGAGAGACCGAGAGCUCCCAGAGAACCCGGACUCCGCCAUCUUCACGUUGCAAUCUAUAGCUCCCAGUCCGCGCCCGCACCGACCCAGGCGCACUGGGCGAGCCGCCCCUCAGCCCCGCUCCCCCCGGGCCCGCGGCGCCAGGGGAGCGCUGGGGAGCGCUCGCGGGGACCCGGCAGCUUCUCCGGCCGGCGCCAGCCUGCCAGGUGAACUGGGAAGGAGCCGCUCCUGGAGUCCCCCCAGAGCCUCGGAAGGGUCAGUCUCUGAGAAAAAAAACAGGCAGCCCGCAGAAAACCCAGAAACAACCGAACCGGGGCAGUUUUACAUUGCUUUGGUUUUUUUGAGGGGGCGGGGUGAGGGGGUACGAGACAAGUCCCCAAGUUUUCUUUGCUUUUUUUUUCUUUUUCUUCUUUUAUUUUUUUAUUUGUUUGCAUUUUUCUCCCCCACCGCCCCCCCUCCUGGUAGAAGUGCGCUUUCCACCUACCAGACCCUGAAAGAAAGUGUCAGGAACCGGUGCAAAAUCCGGUUAAGUUCAAGAAGACAUUUGGAAGUCCCGGAGGCCAAGCAGUUUGAAGAAGUGUAAGCGAUUUUUUUUCCUUCAAAAGAAUAUAUUUUUAAAGAAACCAGCCAGUUCGCGGCAAGCAACAGCAGAUUUUUUUCCUUGCCUCUUUCUCCUAUUUUAGAUCGAGAGAUUUUUCUUUCCUUUUUUUCUUCGCUUUUUCUUUUUUGCAAACAAAGCAAAAAACAGCAUAGAAGAAAGCGCAAAAUACAGAAGAAGAAGAGGAGGAAGAGAGGGCAAGAGAGGAAGGGGGGAAAAAAAACAAAACACCAACCCGGGCAGAGGAGGAGGCGCGGAGGCGCGGCGGCGGCAGCGGCGGCAGCAGCGGCAGCGGCGGCGGCGGCGGCUCGGACCCCCUCCCCCGGCUCCCCCCAUCAGUGCAGCUCUCCGGGCGAUGCCAGAAUAGAUGCCGGGGCAAUGUCCCGCCGCAAACAGGGCAACCCGCAGCACUUGUCCCAGAGGGAGCUCAUCACCCCAGAGGCUGACCAUGUGGAGGCCGCCAUCCUCGAAGAAGACGAGGGUCUGGAGAUAGAGGAGCCCAGCAGCCUGGGGCUGAUGGUGGGUGGCCCCGACCCUGACCUGCUCACCUGUGGACAGUGUCAGAUGAACUUCCCCCUGGGGGACAUCCUGGUUUUUAUAGAGCACAAGAAGAAGCAGUGUGGUGGCAGCCUGGGUGCUUGCUAUGACAAAGGCCUGGACAAGGGCAGCCCGCCGCCCUCCUCGCGCUCCGAGCUCAGGAAAGUGUCCGAGCCGGUGGAGAUCGGGAUCCAGGUCACCCCCGAUGAAGAUGACCACCUGCUCUCGCCCACGAAAGGCAUCUGCCCCAAGCAGGAGAACAUUGCAGGGCCGUGCAGGCCUGCCCAGCUGCCAGCGACGGCCCCCAUAGCUGCCUCCUCCCACCCUCACUCAUCCGUGAUCACUCCACCUCUGCGCACCCUGGGCGCUCUGCCGCCCUGCUUCCCCCUGCCGUGCUGCAGCGCGCGCCCAGUCUCGGGUGACGGGACUCAGGGUGAGGGUCAGACGGAGGCUCCCUUUGGAUGCCAGUGUCAGUUGUCAGGUAAAGAUGAGCCUUCCAGCUACAUUUGCACAACAUGCAAGCAGCCCUUCAACAGCGCGUGGUUCCUGCUGCAGCACGCGCAGAACACGCACGGCUUCCGCAUCUACCUGGAGCCCGGGCCGGCCAGCAGCUCGCUCACGCCGCGGCUCACCAUCCCGCCGCCGCUCGGACCCGAGGCCGUGGCCCAGUCCCCGCUCAUGAAUUUCCUGGGCGACAGCAACCCCUUCAACCUGCUGCGCAUGACGGGCCCCAUCCUGCGGGACCACCCGGGCUUCGGCGAGGGCCGCCUGCCCGGCACGCCGCCCCUCUUCAGCCCGCCACCGCGCCACCACCUGGACCCGCACCGCCUCAGUGCGGAGGAGAUGGGGCUCGUUGCCCAGCACCCCAGUGCCUUUGACCGAGUCAUGCGCCUCAACCCCAUGGCCAUCGACUCGCCCGCCAUGGACUUCUCGCGGCGGCUCCGCGAGCUGGCGGGCAACAGCUCCACGCCGCCGCCCGUGUCGCCGGGCCGCGGCAACCCUAUGCACCGGCUCCUGAACCCCUUCCAGCCCAGCCCCAAGUCCCCGUUUCUGAGCACGCCGCCGCUGCCGCCCAUGCCCCCCGGCGGCACGCCGCCCCCGCAGCCGCCCGCCAAGAGCAAGUCGUGCGAGUUCUGUGGCAAGACGUUCAAGUUCCAGAGCAAUCUCAUCGUGCACCGGCGCAGCCACACGGGCGAGAAGCCCUACAAGUGCCAGCUGUGCGACCACGCGUGCUCGCAGGCGAGCAAGCUCAAGCGCCACAUGAAGACGCACAUGCACAAGGCCGGCUCGCUGGCCGGCCGCUCCGACGACGGCCUCUCUGCCGCCAGCUCCCCGGAGCCCGGCACCAGCGAGCUGGCCGGCGAGGGCCUCAAGGCGGCCGACGGCGACUUCCGCCACCACGAGAGCGACCCGUCGCUGGGCCACGAGCCCGAGGAGGAGGACGAGGAGGAGGAGGAGGAAGAGGAGGAGCUGCUGCUGGAGAACGAGAGCCGGCCCGAGUCGAGCUUCAGCAUGGACUCGGAGCUGAGCCGCAACCGCGAGAACGGCGGCGGCGGGGUGCGCAUCAAGGUGGAGAAGGACCUGGAGCUGCCGCCCGCCGCGCUCAUCCCGUCCGAGAACGUGUACUCGCAGUGGCUCGUGGGCUACGCGGCGUCGCGGCACUUCAUGAAGGACCCCUUCCUGGGCUUCACGGACGCGCGCCAGUCGCCCUUCGCCACGUCGUCCGAGCACUCGUCCGAGAACGGCAGCCUGCGCUUCUCCACGCCGCCCGGGGACCUGCUGGACGGCGGCCUUUUUUCGCACGGGAGCGGCACGGCCAGCGGGGGCAGCACGCCGCACCUGGGCGGCCCGGGCCCCGGGCGGCCGAGCUCCAAGGAGGGCCGGCGCAGCGACACGUGCGAGUACUGCGGCAAGGUGUUCAAGAACUGCAGCAACCUGACGGUGCACCGGCGGAGCCACACCGGCGAGCGGCCUUACAAGUGCGAGCUGUGCAACUACGCGUGCGCGCAGAGCAGCAAGCUCACGCGCCACAUGAAGACGCACGGGCAGAUCGGCAAGGAGGUGUACCGCUGCGACAUCUGCCAGAUGCCCUUCAGCGUCUACAGCACCCUGGAGAAACACAUGAAAAAGUGGCACGGCGAGCACUUGCUGACUAACGACGUCAAAAUCGAGCAGGCCGAGAGGAGCUAAGCGCGCGGGCCCCGGCGCCCGGCACCUGUACAGUGGAACCGUUGCCAACCAACAGAAUGCUGACCUGACACUCGCCUCCGCGUCUGCGCCACUUCGUCCCCCCGCGCGGUCCCCGGGCCCGGGGGAGGCGGCCCUCCAACAUACCCUGUGUCUACGAAGUCCUGUGGAAACCCGAGGGUCGAUUGAGGCAGUAAAAAUUGUGGAGCCUUUUAACUGUGCAAUAAUUUCUGUAUUUAUUGGGUUUUGUAAUUUUUUUGGCAUGUGCAGAUACUUUUUAUUAUUAUUCUUUCUGUUUAAAUUCUUUUAAGAGAUUUUGUUGGGUAUCCAUCCCUUCUUCGUUUUGUUUUGUUUUUUUUUAAAUUUUUAAAAUUUUUUGUUUUUGUUUUGUUUUUAACCCAGUAGUAGCCUGAGCAAUGACUCCCAAGCGAAGUAGAAGGGAAGCUUAUCUUUUAAAUUAUAAUUUGGGGGGGAGGGCGCUGCUUUUUUGAGUUUUAAGCUAAGCAUGUGUAAUUUCUUGUGAAGAAGCCAACACUUAAAUGACUUUUAAAGUUGUUUACUUUUUUUAAAUUCCUUUUUUUUUCCCCCUUUGGUCCUGAAAUAAAAAGUGGCAUGCUGUUUUUUUGGGGGGGGGAGGGGUGGAUGUACAGCGGAUAACAAUCUUUAAAGUUGUAGCACUUUGUUUCAGAAUUGGAAUUGAGAUGUAGCACUGAUGAUGUCCUGAGUAACAGAGGCCUUUCCUGUGUUGGUUUCAACCUUUACGUUAUCUAAGGAAACGUUUUAGUGGUGGGGGAGAGUCCGAGGGCCCUCCUCCCCCGGAAAACUCAGCACUGCCAGAGAAACAGGAGUUUUUGAGAGCGGCCAGGGAGAUGGCCCGAGAGCUACAGUUGUGCGUCAGCAGCAGGUCCGGACCUUUUCUUGGAGUGUCCGCGUGCCCUGGGAUGCCAUCUUUGCUCUUUGCUUUAGACGAGGUUUAAAUAAAACGGGCUGAGGGUCCUUUUUUGGGUAGGUGGUGGUGACCUGCAGUGACACAGAAAGGAAGGAACCAGCGGUGUUCUUUCAGGCUUCUUCUGGCUUGACGGCUUCUCUCUCUCUCUCUCUUUUCAUCACCCCCCCACCACAGAAAUCCCGAGUCGCAUGUUGCUACCAGUGGUAAUUGAACCGUGUCUCAAGCAGACAAGUGCCCCGAUGAGGUGAACUGAGAGAAGGUAGUAUUCUCUCAUUUAAUGCACACUGAUGACAUUGUACGGACAGGCGGGAGAAUCUUGCGAAUUUCUGUUCCCUUUAACUGGAAAAGCAGGGAAAGAGUUCCAUCCGAAGGUGCCCAGCGCUACUUGCCUUUUUUUUUUCUUUCUAUCCCAUUAGGUUGGAAGGUACUAAACAUUGGACUGUUAAGAUUAGACAUUUGAAUUCUGUUGACCCGCACUUUAAAGCUUUUGUUUGCAUUUAAAUUAAAUGGCUUCUAAACAAGAAAUUGCAGCCUAUUCUUCUCUUUGGCCCAGAGGUGGGUUAACCCGUAAGGGACGGCUGAGAUUGAGUGUCAGUGUUGCUAAGCUUGGCAUUCACAAUACUGGCACUAUAAAGAACAAAAUAAAAUAAUUUAUUGGACGGUUUCUCUACUGCCAUUCAAUUUGAUGUGAGUGCCUUGGAAACUGAUCUUCCUAUUUGAGUCUCUUGAGACAAAUGCAAAACUUUUUUUUUUUGAAAUGGAAAGACUUUUUAAAAGUAAAACAAGAAAAGUACAUUCUUUAGACACAAACAAAGCCACAUUUACUUUUAAUUAAAUUAAAAAAAAAUCCUGGUUGAAGAUAGAGGACAUGAAAAUGCCGUAAGACCCAAUCAAAUGAAGAGAUAAGCCCAGCACAACCGUGGACAUCCUUAGCUGAAUUAUCCUCAACCCCCUUUGUUUGUGGGACAACGCUGCUUAGAUUUGGCGUGGAAGUGAUUUACUGCUGAAUUAAAACUCAAGUGACACAAGUUACACGUUGAUAUCGUUGAAUGAAAAAACAAAACAAAAACAAUUCAGGAACAACGGCUAAUUUUUUUCUAAAGUUAAAUUUAGUGCACUCUGUCUUAAAAAUACGUUUACAGUAUUGGAUACAUACAAGGGUAAAAAAAAAUUGUGUGUAUGUGUGUUGGAGCGAUCAUUUUUUUUCCAAGUUUGCUUACUAGGUUAUAAAAAAAAAUGCCACAGUGGCUGCGUGUAUAUUGUUUUCUUUUUGGUGACGGGGUUUUAGUAUAUAUUAUAUAUAUUAAAAUUUCUUGAUUACUGUACAAGUGGACCAGUAUUUGUAAUAAUCGAGAAUGCCUGGGCAUUUUACAAAACAAGAAAAAAAAAACCCUUUUCUUUUCCUUGAAAAUGUUGCAGUAAAAUUUAAAUGGUGGGUCUAUAAAUUUGUUCUUGUCACAGUAACUGUAAAGUCGGAGUUUUAGUAAAUUCUUUUCUGCCUUGGGUGUUGAAUUUUUAUUUCAAAAAAAAAUGUAUAGAAACUUGUAUUUGGGGAUUAAAAGGGGAUUGCUACACCAUGUAGAAAAAGUAUGUAGAAAAAAAAAGUGCUUAAUAUUGUUAUUGCUUUGCAGAAAAAAAAAAUCACAUUUCUGACCUUUACUUAUUUUUCUCUCCCCGCCCCCUCUGGAAUGGAUAUAUUGGUUGGUUCAUAUGAUGUAGGCACUUGCUGUAUUUUUACUGGAGCUUGUAAUUUUUUAACUGUAAGCUUGUCCUUUUAAAGGGAUUUAAUGUACCUUUUUGUUAGUGAAUUUGGAAAUAAAAAGAAAAAAAAAACAAAAACAAACAGGCUGCCAUAAUAUAUUUUUUUAAUUUGGCAGGAUAAAAUAUUGCAAAAAAAAUUUGUAUGUUUAGUCCUAUUGUACAGGAGAAAAAGGGUUGUUUGACAACCUUUGAAGAAAAGAAACAAAAGGAAGUCGUUAAAUGCUUUGGUUCACAAAUCAUUUUAGUUGUAUAUAUUUUUGUCGGAAUUGGCCUAUACAAAGGACUGUUCGAGCAGGGCUUCUCUCCGAAUGCCCCGAACCUUGCAUCAAGGCUCCCUGGUGUGGCCACAGCAGACCGGAUGGGAAAUUCUUUAUUCGUGUUGAGUGGAGAAAUCGGUUUUUGUAAAGAUGUCGGUAACAUUUCACAGAGUCCUCUCGUUCUCUUAGAGGCCAUCUGUAAGAUGUCAGGUGUUAGAGGAGAGAGUGAGAGAGCAUCUUCCUUCUCUACUGUCACCACUGUGGCGGUCACCACGUCUCCCGCCCUUAAGAGCAGAAAGGAAUGCAAACCGAGCUUUCUUUAGUCCUUGAGAAAACAUGAAACAGACAGACAAAAGAUGUAAUAAAAGGAGCUGGUGAAUCACCUAGGCACAGGUGAUGUGAGCUGCUGUCGAGACCAGCGCAAAUUGGAUUUCAGGAAGGAGUCCCCGUCACAACCAGGGCCUUUCAUUCCAUGGAGAGUGUUGGCCUGUUGUCUUUCUUACCUGCUCUGCUGCUUUUCUCGCUGAAACCUACAUUCCGUCAGUUUCCGAGUGCCGAGGGCCUGGGAUGAAUUCGGUGCCUUUCCAUAUCUCUCUCUCCUUCCUCUGUGUUUCCUCUCCAUCCCCCAGCCUCUGUCAGUCCUUUAUUUUUGUUCUUCAUCUUUACUUAUUUUCUUUUCUUUCUCCUUCUCUGUACCCUCCCCUCUUUUCUUUCUUUCUUUCUUUCUUUCUCUUUCCUUCUCUUUCUUUCUUCUUCUUUUUUUUUUUUGUAAAGCCAAGUAGCUUUAAGAUAAUAAAGUGGUGGUUUUUUGGAUGAGGGAAUAAUACAUUUUAAAAAAAUACCUAUAUCAGGAAGCCAUUUUUUAUUUCAGGAAUUGUAAAACCAUUAUUUCAGGUUAUGAAAGUAUAACCAAGCAUCUUUUGGGGCAAUUCUUUACCAAAUGCAGAAAUCUUUCUUCUGGGAGCUUUUCUGUUCAGUACACGCUUCCCUCCUUGCCACUGACCUUUGCAAAGGGAACAGAAAGGGGGAGGAGGGGAGAGAAAGCUGAGAUGUCAGUUUCCUACCUGCCCGACCCGAAGACCCAGGGGCCGCCCCUUUCCUUCGGACGCCCUGUUAAGGUACUUGAGCCUCCAAGGUGAUCCUCUUACAGUUGCGAAAGCUAGCCAGCCCUCACCAGCUUCCACAAAGUCACCAGAAUGCCAGGACUAAGCCAUCCUAAAGCACAAAGAUUGUGUCUCUGUCGACUGCAGAGAAAAGAGCAUUAUGCUUCUCUUUCAUGUUUAAAAAGCCAGCAUUGGAGCAGAUGACCCAGUGAGAGAGGCCCCGAGCCUGGGUGACCCAGCCGACCUCAGGCCGGUUUCCAUACUGCCACAACUUUGUUCAAAGUUGCCCCAAAUUGGAACCUGCCACUUGCCAUUAGAGGGUCUUUCAUGGGGAGAGGAGGAGGCUGAACUACUCUAAGCAAAAUGUGAAAAGUAAGGAAGUCAGCCUUGCAUCCCGGUCCGUAGCGAAGGUUUUGUUGCGCACAGGCAAACCCGUGAUUUUGGUGCUCUUUGUAUCUCAACCCUGCAAAGCAAAGUUACAUUGAUUUCAGUUGUUUGCAUUUGUACUGGCAAGGCGAAAUAUUUUUAUUACCUUUUCUAUUACUUAUUGUAUGAGCUUUUGUUGUUUACUUGGAGGUUCUGUCUUUUACUACAAGUUUGGAACUAUUUAUUAUUGCUUGGUAUUUGUGCUCUGUUUAAGAAACGGGCACUUUUUUUUUUAUUAUGGAUAAAAUGUUGAGAUGACAGGAGGUCAUUUCAAUAUGGCUUAGUAAAAUAUUUAUUGUUCCUUUUAUUCUCUGUACAAGAUUUUGGGCCUCUUUUUUCCCUUAAUGUCACAAUGUUGAGUUCAGCAUGUGUCUGCCAUUUCAUUUGUACGCUUGUUCAAAACCAAGUUUGUUCUGGUUUCAAGUUAUAAAAAUAAAUUGGACAUUUAACUUGAUCUCCAAA